AUGGGCACCGUCAAUCAAGCAGAUUCUUGGCAGGCAAGAGUCGCAAAAAAGCGAGAGGAAUGCGCUAAAAGAAUCCCGUCUGAGUGGAGAGUGUCAGACCAAUUCAUGGCCAAAUUCGAUGCCCCCUUAUCGGAACAUAAGAACGACUUCAUUCGAUCCGGAGCAAUUCGUGAAUCAGGAAUUUUGACAGACCUCGAAAUCAAUAUCACAGAAGGGUACACGUUAUCUGGCCUGAUCUCUGCAUUAGCAACUGGUAGCCUUACCUCGGUUGAGGUGACUUUGGCCUAUUGCAAACGUGCUGCCGUUGCACAACAGUUGGUAUCUUGUCUCGCCGAGACUAUGUUUGAGGAAGCUCAGGAGCGAGCUCAAUACCUGGAUGGCCUGAGAGCCCAAGGGAAAUUAGCAGGUCCACUCCACGGUCUUCCCAUCAGUAUCAAGGAUAAUUUCCGCUUCAAAGGAAGAGAUGCGAGUAUCGGGAUGGUUUCAUUUUUGGAUGAUGUGUCCACCGAGAAUUCGGCUCUUGUGGAUAUUCUUCUGGACCUUGGCGCUGUACUCUACGUUAAGACAAACGUGCCACAAACAAUGAUGACAGCUGAUUCUCACAAUAAUGUCUUUGGGCGCACUCUGAAUCCCUGGAACACCACGCUGGGACCUGGUGGCUCUAGCGGUGGAGAAGGCGCUCUGAUCGCCCUUCGGGGUUCGCCUCUUGGACUGGGAACAGAUAUUGGUGGUUCCGUCCGAAUUCCAGCUCACUGUUGUGGAACAUACGGUUUCAGGCCCAGCGCGUCCAGAGUUCCCAACGGUGGAAUGCGUGUCUGCACUACACCCGGAAUGAAAUUCGUUCUAUCCUGUAUUGGACCACUUUCAAUGGAUCUGAGUGGAAUCGAAACAUUCUUUCAGUUGCUAUUCAACGCUCGCCCUGCAAACUACGAUUCCAGUAUUCACGACAUUCCAUGGAGACAGGUCGAUACCAAACCAGUUCUCAGGAUCGGCGUUGUUCCCGAAUCAUCCGUCUUCCCUCUUCAUCCACCUAUCCGGAGAGUCUUGAACGAAGCAGUUGGCUUGCUGGAAGCCCAGGGUCACCAAAUAAUCCGUCUAGAUGAAAAGGAUUGCAGAGUUGUUGAGGCAAACGAGAUUGCGUGGGCGAUAUUCAAUCUUGACCAGAACGCAAGGAAGCUUAUCGAAUCAGCGGGUGAGCCCGUUGUGCCAGCUAUUGGUCAUAUCGUGAAGCUAUUUGAGACACUUGGGAAAUUUAUCAAGCCAACCCUACCAGAUACGAGCACCCUUGAUCGAAUGGAGAAGCUAGCUCUGCUCAAUGUACGACGAGCGGAGCUGCGCGAGGCUUAUCGCAAGCUGUGGGUGCAGCACGACCUUGACAUAUGCAUUGCACCUCCAGCUCAAAAUACUGCUGUGCCACACGAUAUGUUUGGCAUGGCUCCUUACACCACUUUCUUGAACUGCUUAGAUUAUCCAUCGUGCGUCCUGCCGUUUGGAGAAGUGGACGAGCAAGAUGCCGGGAAGACGCUUGAGCUCAAAGAAGAUCAGAUAGCCCCCGACUAUGACUAUGAUCAGCUCAAAGGCACACCGUGCUCCAUUCAACUUUUUACCACCACCCUGCGUGAUGAGGAAUGCUUGCGGAUGGCUAGACAGAUCGACCGGUGCUUGAACGGUUGA
Penicillium pulvis is the source of this 1674-nucleotide messenger RNA. Its product is annotated as putative general amidase. The record is from RefSeq and is a predicted model, not a curated record. The coding region runs from base 1 to 1674 and encodes 557 amino acids. Lineage: Eukaryota; Fungi; Ascomycota; Eurotiomycetes; Eurotiales; Aspergillaceae. The transcript has 6 exons.